Molecule: messenger RNA, 2423 nt
Organism: Manacus vitellinus (golden-collared manakin)
Lineage: Eukaryota; Metazoa; Chordata; Aves; Passeriformes; Pipridae
Gene: PUS3
Product: pseudouridine synthase 3
Exons: 10
Coding region: 44-2161 (705 amino acids)
Biological process (GO): mRNA pseudouridine synthesis; tRNA pseudouridine synthesis
Cellular component (GO): cytoplasm; nucleus
Molecular function (GO): pseudouridine synthase activity; RNA binding
Source: RefSeq, a predicted model, not a curated record
CAAGGAUCCACCAGCAACAAACUGAUGCUCCGGGGCAGUGGCUAUGGCUGAGGAGAGCACGGCUGCUGACCACGAGGGGCUCCUGAGGAGGGUGCAGGAGCUGGAAGCGGAGGUGAAGCGGCUGCAGGAGAAGCUCCAGGAUGACAAGGAGGGCACUGGGAGGAGAGAGGCUGCUCUGGCCCCCGGGAAAGCCAAAAAACGCCCACAAAGGCCCUUCGAUUUCAGCGCGCACGGCCGCAGACACGUGGCACUGCGCAUCGCCUACCUGGGCUGGGGCUACCAGGGCUUUGCCAGCCAGGAGAACACCCCCAACACCAUUGAGGAGAAGCUCUUUGAAGCCUUGAAGAAGACACGGCUGGUGGACAGUAGAGAGACCUCCAACUACCAUCGCUGCGGGCGCACGGACAAGGGAGUCAGUGCCUUUGGGCAGGUGAUUUCCCUGGAUCUCCGCUCCAGCCUGCCACCGGAGGGGCAGCAGCAAAACGGGCACGCGGGCGAGGGGCAGCGGGAGGAGCUCCGCUACACCCACAUCCUGAACAGGGUGCUGCCCCCCGACAUCCGGGUGCUGGCCUGGGCCCCCGUGGCGCCGGAGUUCAGCGCCCGCUUCAGCUGCCAGCGCCGCACCUACCGGUACUUCUUCCCCUGCGCCCAGCUGGACGUGGCCCUCAUGGACAGCGCCGCCCAGCGCUACGUGGGCACCCACGACUUCCGCAACCUCUGCAAGAUGGACGUGGCCAACGGGGUGCUCAACUUCCAGAGGACGAUCCUCAGCGCCCGCGUGACGUGGGUGGAGAGAGGGGGAGAAUCCGGGCCGCGGGAUCCCUUCCGGCUGUGCCAGUUCGAGGUGACGGGGCAGGCCUUCCUGUACCACCAGGUCCGCUGCAUGAUGGCCGUGCUCUUCCUCAUCGGCCAGGGCAUGGAGAGCCCGGACAUCAUCGACCAACUGCUGGACGUGGAGAAGAACCCCCGGAAACCGCAGUACAGCAUGGCAGUCGAGUUCCCCCUGGUCCUGUACGACUGCGAGUUCCCAGACCUGCAGUGGCUUUACGACCCAGAGGUGCAGGGCUUCAACGUGACACACCUGCAGCAGCUCUGGGCCAGCCACGCCGUCAAAACCCACGUGCUUCGGGACAUGUUGGCAGGGCUGGACACUGCUCCCAUGGCCACUGGCAAAGGUUCCCAUGGGCCACUGCUCGAGCUCGUCCAGAUCCCUCUGGAUGCCACCCUGUCCCUCAGGCAUGACACAGGCGCACACAGAAGGCGAAUCCCCAAGGAUCCAGCACAGCGACAGCUCCGGGAGCUCACCGCGCUGAGCCAGCAGCUGCAGCGGGUUCACCCCAACGUCCUGGCCAAGAUCCUCAAGCAGGAAACUGUGUACCAGAACGAGGAGAUCGUGGUGAUCAACAAACCCUACGGGCUCCCUGUGCAUGGCGGCCCUGGCAUCAAGAACUGCAUCGCUGACGUGCUGCCCAUUUUGGCCAAGAUGCUGGAGAACAUGAGAGCUGAGCCCCUCCACCUCUGCCACCGGCUGGACAAGGAGACCACGGGUGUCAUGGUGCUGGCACGGAACAGGGAGACAGCGGACAAGGUCCGGCUGCUCUUCAAAACCCGUCAGGUGGAGAAGAUCUACUGGGCAAUUGUCCUGGGGGACCCAGACCCUGCUGAGGGCAUCGUGGAGAUCCCCAUCGUGGAGAAGGAGGUGCAAAGCCACCAGUCGCACUACAAGAUGACGCUGGCUCCCAACUACCGCCUGUGUCCGGAGGAUGGGAAGGUGGUGAAAACCCGCAGGAACCGGAGCGCCGAGAGCGCGGUGACGCGGUACCGCCGGCUGGCCGGCGCCUCCGCCUGCUCGCUGCUGGAGCUCCAGCCCAUCACCGGGGUGAAGCACCAGAUCCGUGUUCACUUGGCUUAUGGCUUGGGGUGCCCCAUCCUCGGGGAUCACAAAUACUCACAUUGGAGCAAGCUGGCACCCCAGAAGCUUCCCGUGCUCACCUUGAGGAGGCUGAAGCUGCAGCAGAGCAAGGCUCGGCACCUGCCCCUGCACCUGCACGCCCACCGGCUCUGCCUGCCCUUGGGCCAGCCCAUAGACCUCGUCUGCAAACCACCCCGCUUCUUCCAAAAAACGCUGAAGAAGCUGGAGCUGGACAUUGCUAAGGACUGAUGAGGAGUGGGGCCGGUUAUCUCCUCACGUCCAGCACGUGGCAGUGGCUGUGCCCGCCUUGGAGCCAGAAGUGGGGUGAAGCCUACAGUCUGUAGGCUGGUGUUGCUGGAUUCAGAACAGGUGCCUGCGUGUGCUUCUGGCACAGGAAAGCAGCUGGGCACACUGAAGAGCCUCUAGACAAAUGAGGCUGGAUGGACAUUGGGCUCUGCCUGAUCCAUGUUUUGGACUUGUCUCCGAGCAAUAAAAGCUCCGGUUCCCUCGA